UAUAUGUAUAUUAUCAUAUAAGCAUUUUAUAUUAUAAAGAAAUGUGUGAUAGUUAAUGAAUUUAAUAAGUGUGAGAGUAAGGCUAUUGGUUUUCCACUCUCACAAUGCCGGUGUUAAGACCACUACUGCUCUUCAUUUGUGCCUAUAUGGUUUAAGAGGAACUUAAGUAAUAGUGUGUGUUUAAAUUUAGUUUAGUUAAAAAUGUUAUGAAAAAAUUAAGGGAAAUAGUUUCUGAAAUACAUGAAUGCAUAAAAAAUGCCAAGAUCAAGCGGAAAUCCACGCUGCAAGUGCUGCGAUGAAGUUAUGGAAGAGCUUUUGACCAUGCGUCAAUCUUUUGAGAAACUUUUCCACCGAUUAACAAAACAAAUUGUAGAUUUGAGGCGCGAGGUUACUGAAGGUUUAGGCUCUGCCUCCAGUGGCACAGCUUUGAAAAGGGAAAGCAGUUGUAGUCCGACGAUAUCCUCACCGCCGUCGAAAUUUAAGCGAUAUGAUAACAGUGAAAGUGAGACUGAAUGUAUCAAAUUGAAAAACGACAAAAAGUCCUCCAGAUCGAAAAAUUUGCAGAGGAAUAAAGAUGAGCUUAAGGAUCCCGUCGAGGUUAAAACUGUUAACAAAGUUAGUCGUCCUAUAUUGGACUUUUUUAACAUUCAAGCUCCAGUCAUGCCUACGCAGCCUUUCAAAACCGCGCAACAGUUUGAGGAUUGGAAUGCUAUUUUCAAAGAAGAUGAAGAUCAGUGUGAUCAAUUGAGGGUUGAACUACUCCAAGGGCAUUUUGAUGAACCAGAUAAAUAUAUCAAACAUAUAUGGCGUAGUAUUUUCAAAAACGAAGCUGCUGAGUGUUACUCCUACAGGGGUAACGGUCGCUGCAAAAAACGGGCCAUUAAAAAUUAUAUAUUUACAGAUAUUUUCCGAGAAUGCUUCCUUCAGCGUUUCCAUCACAUGGAUGCGGUCUUUUUCAUGGAACGUACAAUGCUCUUUUUUAACUACGUUCACAAUCAUAUGAGAAAAAAUUUACGCAAUCAGCAAAAACGGCUUGAAAUUACAAAAGCUAAUAAGCAAACCGAAGAACCCAUGGAAAACGAAGCAACAAUGCAAGAAGAGCAAAGCUUCAAUGGAUAUGAAGGAACGAUGUUGCAAUAGUAAAUAAGGAUCUGUAUUGCAAUUUUGAUAAGAUUAUAAUAACGCGAGAUAUAUGUAUAUAGAACUCAGAACUUACAAAGAUAUAAAUAUAUUUUACAUUAUCAUAAAUGUAUACAUGUAU
Messenger RNA from Bactrocera tryoni, 1261 nucleotides. RefSeq lists its product as uncharacterized. The record is from RefSeq and is a predicted model, not a curated record. Lineage: Eukaryota; Metazoa; Arthropoda; Insecta; Diptera; Tephritidae. The coding region runs from base 256 to 1140 and encodes 294 amino acids. The transcript is spliced from 4 exons.